Molecule: messenger RNA, 1362 nt
Organism: Rhincodon typus (whale shark)
Lineage: Eukaryota; Metazoa; Chordata; Chondrichthyes; Orectolobiformes; Rhincodontidae
Product: hyaluronidase-1-like
Biological process (GO): carbohydrate metabolic process; hyaluronan catabolic process
Molecular function (GO): hyalurononglucosaminidase activity
Source: RefSeq, a predicted model, not a curated record
GAAGAGAGAGGCAGAAUCAUGUUACCAGAUCUUUCACUACUUACAUGCACCUUAUUUUAUCUCCAUAUCUAUCUUCCCAUCUGGGCAAAAGGAGUUAAGCCAGUAUCGGCCUCACCAAUGAUCUACAAUAAGCCAUUUACUGUGAUUUGGAACACACCUACUGCACGCUGCAAAUCUAAAUUUAAUGUUGAUUUGAAGCUGAAUGCUUUUGAUAUUGUUGCAAAUGAAAAUGAGAUCUUUAUGGGGAAGAAGAUGACCAUAUUUUACAAAAUCAAGUUGGGGCUUUAUCCAUUCUAUACCGCUGAGGGCACUCCAGUGAAUGGUGGCCUUGUCCAGAAUGCCAGUUUGUGCAACCACCUCCAAGUAGUAGGUGACAACAUGACCAACUUGAUGGAUCCAAACUUCCGUGGUCUUGUGGUAAUAGAUUGGGAAGAGUGGCGACCACUUUGGGUCCGUAACUGGGGUAAAAUGGAUAUCUACAGGAAAAAUUCUGAAGAAUUAGCAAAAAGAAAAUACCCCCACUUAACUGAAAGUGAGCUUCUCCUGAUUGCCAAAAAGGAAUAUGAAGGUGCUGCAAAGAAUUUUAUGACGAAAACACUAAAACUAGGACAUAUUCUGAGACCACAGGCUUGCUGGGGCUUUUAUAAAUAUCCAGACUGCUAUAAUUAUGUUAAGAAGAAGGCACAGCCCAAUUACUCAGGUCAUUGCAAGGAAGAAGAUAUCCCUAGAAAUAACCAGUUAGCAUGGCUCUGGAAGGCAUCACGAUGCCUAUAUCCCAGUAUCUACAUCCCUGAGAAGCUAAAAUCCUCAAGUUAUGUCCAAAAGUUUGUUCACUACCGGAUUAAGGAGGCUCUCCGUGUUGCUGCCCUUGAUCCAGUCAGAGGUGCUCUGCCUGUUUUGGCUUACUCCAAAUAUGCAUAUAUAAAAACACUUGACUUCCUGAGUGAGAUUGAUUUGGUACACACCAUUGGAGAGAGUGCAGCUAUGGGAGCCUCUGGAGUGGUUUUGUGGGGGAAUAAUGACCUUUCACGUACCAAAAAUCGCUGUAAGGCGUUAAAGAACUACAUUGACAAGAAACUUGGAAUAUACAUUAUAAACACGACUACAGCUGCCAUAUUGUGCAGCAGGAUUCUGUGCAAUAACAACGGACGAUGUGUACGGAAAAACCCUGAAUCCAAAGUUUACCUACUUCUUGAUCCCAAAAGCUUUGACAUUAUCCCCACUGUUACUUCCGCCAAAUUUGCACUAAAAGCCCGAGGAGAAUUCCAUUCUGAAGCUGUGAAAAGCAUGAAAGAGCAGUUCAAAUGCCAUUGCUACAAGGGAAGGAUGGAGCCUGAUUGUAAGAAAAAAUCAAAGUCUUAG